AUGUCAAACAAUCCUUCGAGGAAAUCCUCGUCCUCGACGAGAACGACCAGUAGCAUUGAAAGUAUGGUAACCAAAUUAUUAAUGUCUACCAAACAACUACUUCAGACAUUAACUCAAUGGUCAAAAAAUCGAGCAGACGAGCAGGAGGUUUCGGAUGUUUAUGUCCAACUAGGAAAUGAUUUUAAGGUUGUUUCCAAGUAUUUUCAACAUGCAGGGAUAGAUGUGUCAGAUCUAGGCAACGUACCAUUAAACCUUAGAAGAAUCCUAGAGGAAGCACUCAGCGAACUUCCUUCGGAUGAAACGUUGAAUAAAUAUCUACCUAGCAUCAGAGAAAUUAUAGUUCAGCUUUUGGAUAACUUGAAAAAAAAACAAAACGAAUUAAAAAUGAUUAAAAAGGCUCAAGCUCAAGCUAAAAAAUUAAGCUCUCAUCUUUCCACAUCUUCAUCAAAUAGCAAUUAUUCGACCAGCUCUGGGCAUGAUACCACUUCUCCAAGAAGUAGUUCCAGCAGAGUCAAUUCUGUAGCGAUGUCUUAUAAUUCUUUGACGGGUACCCCUAUGAAUUCUCCAUAUGACAAUGCUUUGAACAACGGCCCCAGGAGUAGUAUUACAUCUGGCACUUCUAGUUUAAUGCCACGUAAACUAUCUUUACGCGAGAAAUUAUCUAAUGUACAGAUUGAUUUGCAACGACACGAAGAAGAAGCCUCUACGCCAGUUGAGAGACUUCCAUCACCAACAGCAGAAGGUGCAGAUGCGUUAUCACAAUUAAAAAAUGGUUCUAGUUUACAGAGGCGUGCUUCUAAGAGAUACUCUGCAUACCAUAUGGCUAAACUAACUAAUCAAACGGCCAAAGAUGCAGCGGAUGCAAUGAAUAGUAGCAAUCCAACGCCUAUGCUACCGAAUAAUAAUAAUCUUCCAAGUCUUGACGUGAUAACAGGAUUUUCUUCAUCUACUUCCCCUCCAAUCAAUAAAAAAACUAGUCACGCUGAUGAUGCUAUAACACAACUUCCUCCAAAGAUACCUAGUGCUAGGCCGAAAGCAAUACAUAGUUCAGAUGGUACAGAAAAGAUUCUCGAUAAUGAGAAAAAAAAAUCUGAUUCAACAAAGAAUGAAUAUGUUGUAUUUUUAAAACUGAAAGAUAAUGUUAAAAAGUGUGUCAUUACAAAACCAUCCAACCUUAAUGAAUUAAGGCUACUCUUUGUUGAAAAAUUCAGUUAUACAUUAGAUGACGGUAUGCUACCUGAUAUUUAUGUUAAAGACAAUACUUAUUCUGUAUUCUAUCAAUUAGAUGAUCAAAAUUUUCAUGAACUUUAUGAUGGUUGCAUAUUAGAGCUUCAUCUUGUUACACCAGCAAAAAUUGAAAAGGUAGAAAUUAAAGAAGAACCAAAACAAUUAGAAUUUGAUCUCACUUUUGAAAAAAUUAUGGAAGCUAUGAAAAUCGAAAUACAUAAAUCACAAUUAGAAAUCUUAAAUAAGUUGAAAGAGCUUUCUAAUACUACCAAGCUGAAUGAACCUACUGCCGAUUUGUCAAAGGCCCCACAGCAAAAAGAAAUAACUGAUAACUCAGGAUUAUCUACUGCAGAGGCCAACAAAGUUAAAAAUAUGAAACACCAAAUUAGUAUUCUACGACAAAUACAUAAAGAAGACGAUAAAUUAAUGAAAGCCACAUUUAGUAACAUUGUUGACAAAAUUGAGCAAUUUAAAGCAUUAUCAGUUAAUUCCUCGGAAUCUGGCUCAAAUGAAUAUAUGGAGAAAUCUAAAAAUGAAGUCAGUGAUAUAUCUGAUGCAUUGCUAUCUAAGGUGGACGAUUUACAAGAUAAUAUUGAACUAUUGCGUAAGGAUGUAGCAGAUCGUGGUGUUAGACCUUCUGAAAAAAAGAUUAAUUCCGUUGAAAAAGAAUUGGAAAGUGCAACAAUUAAUUUAGAAAACCUAAGAAAGCUACUUGACACCGAGAAGCCUCAUUGGAAAAAGCAUUGGGAAAAUUUGUUGAAUGAGGUUUGUGAAGAUCAACAAUUCUUGGCAUUACAAGUUGAGUUAAUCAGUGAUUUAGAAACAGAUUUACAAAAAUCUAUGGAAACAUUUAAACUAGUGAAACUAUGCUGUGAAGAGAGAAAGAAAAAUCCAAAUCGUCCAAAAAUGGUACCAAUUUUACCAGCAACUAAGCCUGGCGAAGCUCACGAUGUUAGAGAAAAAUUAUUAAAUGAUGUACAAUCUAUGAUUCCAGAUCAUGAGAGUAGAAUCGAUGCCUUAGAAAGAGCAGAAAAACUCUGGGAAAAAGAAAGGAUUUAUAAAGAUAAAAAUACAAAAUUUGAAAACGAACUUGGAACUUUUGUUCAACAGUCUAAUUUAAAGAACGCAGGUGGGAUCGAAGAGGUAGAUCGUAUGAGAGAUGAAAAGGAUAAGGAACAUUUCCGUGUAAUGUAUGAAGGAUUUUGA
This is a messenger RNA of Henningerozyma blattae CBS 6284, 2433 nucleotides long. RefSeq names its product formin-mediated actin nucleation enhancer (gene BUD6). Gene Ontology annotation, biological process: establishment of cell polarity. Lineage: Eukaryota; Fungi; Ascomycota; Saccharomycetes; Saccharomycetales; Saccharomycetaceae. The transcript has a single exon. The record is from RefSeq and is a predicted model, not a curated record. The coding region runs from base 1 to 2433 and encodes 810 amino acids. Gene Ontology annotation, molecular function: cytoskeletal regulatory protein binding. Gene Ontology annotation, cellular component: cytoplasm; cell tip.